Messenger RNA from Cyphellophora attinorum, 840 nucleotides. RefSeq lists its product as uncharacterized. The record is from RefSeq and is a predicted model, not a curated record. The transcript has a single exon. Lineage: Eukaryota; Fungi; Ascomycota; Eurotiomycetes; Chaetothyriales; Cyphellophoraceae. The coding region runs from base 1 to 840 and encodes 279 amino acids.
AUGGACAUCAGUCAGGCAAUGGAGGCUCACUUCGUCGAGUGGCUCCGGGCGGCGACCUAUGACAUGCUCCUGAUACAGUACAACACGGAUGGUUCGAGGAAGCCAGCAGAAAUCCACUUCGGUCCACGAAUAUUAGAUAACGUCGGUCAGUGCAUCACGCUCGCCCCACUAGAUUAUCUUCCGGUCCUGGUCCGCGAAGCUCUCCCACAAAUCAUCAGCAAGUUCAGAACCCAAGAAGGACGAAACCUGGAAUACAAUCUCAUUACGGUCCGCGUCUUCCUGCCAGAUAGAGUCUUCUACGGUCACGACUGCAAAAUCUCAGCUACACAAUCGAAUCAGAGUGUCUGGUUCACGCAUACGGGCGCAAUCCAAUGCGAAUGCAUUCUCGACACCGAUCCUGCCAAGGUAGACUUCCAUGAAGCAAACGGUACUUUCAGCGAGCAUCCCAGAUCAUUUGUCGAUCGUGCUGCCGGCCUGAACAGUCGUCUCGAGGCUGGUCGGCUCUCCGCCGAGCAGUUUGGCUAUGAGUUCGGAGCUAUGCUGAAAGGAUGUCCACUACAAUGCCAGCCUCAAACGGUCAGUCAAGGGCAGUACAUGCUCCGAACACAGUUCGAUCCAAGCGAUAUGGCUCAUAUGUUUAAGCUCUCGGCGGCAAAUACCGGUGAUGGAUCGGGUAACCAGCAGGCGUGCAUUCAGAUUGUGCUGAGGGAGCUCGAGCUGCAGGAUGCGGUCAAGAAGGAGGAAGAGGAAGGGGGCAAGCAGGUGGUCAAGACCGAGCCGAUCUCUGCAAAUGAUGCGGACAUAAUCAUCCAGAGUUGGCUAAGGAGAACUAAACGGUAA